Messenger RNA from Kwoniella mangroviensis CBS 8507, 768 nucleotides. RefSeq lists its product as uncharacterized. The transcript has 3 exons. The coding region runs from base 1 to 768 and encodes 255 amino acids. Lineage: Eukaryota; Fungi; Basidiomycota; Tremellomycetes; Tremellales; Cryptococcaceae. The record is from RefSeq and is a predicted model, not a curated record.
AUGUCCUCAAGCUUUGACAAUCCGACUGACUCGGAAGGGUACAAUGCCAGAUUAUUCAUGAACAAAUUAACAGGCGGUGCUAUCCACUUCGACAACGCAUGGCCUAUAGGACGAGUAUUGGCUCUUCAACCCACCAUCUCGACUUUUCAAGUUCCUCGUCGCCCUAACAUGACGGCAAAGUUGCUGACCAGUAGGGAAGUGACGAUCGAAUUGCCCAAAACCACGUAUGAAGGGACGGUCCAUUGGCGCGAUCAACACAUUCCAGUGAAAGGACAGAUAAGCUGUGAUUUGAGUAACGUCGAACUCAUGAACAAAAAUGAGAUUGAUUUCUCUACGACGGAGCGAUCGCGAGGGUAUAUCAGAGUCAAAUGGGAUGAGAAGACUCAAGAGACGACCGUCCAGCGCAAGUUGAUGUCGAUUGAUCAAGGUGUAUUAUGGAAUUACAAGGAAGGUGUAGAUGGUAGAUUCCAAAGUGUAAAUGAAGAUAAUGGUAAUGAAGAAGGAGCGAGGUUGAUUUCGGAAUUGAAUUUGGAGUUGCUCAAUGGCAUUUCGGAGAGAAGAGCGAGAACUCAACCGACGGUCAGUAUCACUGGGGAAAGUGUGCAGGAUGUGCGUAACAGUGUUGAGGAGAAGAAAUUGUCAACUCUGGAUAAGAUACUUUCGUAUAUCCCCUGCCAUCCCACGAGUACAAGCGAUCGAUUGGGUCGAUCCAUCGGUCGACUCCGCCGUGCACCAUAUAAGAGCGAACGUAGAGUAAGUUACAUAUAA